CUAUUGUCUGAGCUUUUCAUUUCCAGCACCCUUACCCAGACAAUCUUCAGAUCUCCAAGACACAGGCUACCCACAGGCUGCCCAAAUCGGAUCCCUACCAUUAAUCUCAUUCCAACAUCUGUUCCCGCUCAACUUCGGACAUAUCCAACCUAGUCAACUCCAUUGCAUUACCACUUGACUAUGUCACUACCUGUUACUCCGCGCCCCAAACUGUUCCGCCAGCCGCGACCUCGCUCGCUCUACAUGCCGAGCUCGCUCCCACAGGCUAUGUCACCAAUAUCAUCGAUCCCGCGGGCUACAACUCCACUGUCGCCGGCUCAUACCCGCUUUGCCUCCCCGAGCAAGCUCCCGGCUACCCCUCCGCCCCCGGUUCGGAACCGCCCGCAGUCGAUGAUUGUGCACCAUACUCACAGUCCGGGGAACUAUGCGGCGUCUUUCGAGCCCAAAUCGGCUCCUAACCCCAACAAUAUUAAGGUUAUUGCCCGUUUCCGCCCGGAGAGAUAUCUGGCUGGAACCUAUCCCAUCGUGACGUUCCCGGAUGCCACAACCGUGUGCUACGACACGCCUUCCCACCGUGACAUGUUCACCUUUGACGCAGCCUUCGAUGCAACCACCAGCCAGAGCGACGUCUACCAAUAUUCCGCGAAAAUGACGGUCCAGGAUGUUUUCCAAGGGUACAACGGGACGAUUCUAGCCUACGGCCAGACGGGCACCGGGAAGUCUUACACCAUGAUGGGAGACCUAGACGAUCCCGAGCACCUGGGAAUCAUUCCCCGCAUAGCCACUGAGAUCUUUGACCAGAUCGCACGUGGCGACGCCGAGGUGGAGUACACGGUGCUGGUGUCGUACAUGGAAAUCUACAUGGAGAAUCUCCGGGACCUUCUUGUGGAGGGUGAUUCUGCGAAAUUGGCUAUUCACGAGAAUAAAGUCGACGGGGUCUACGUCAAGGGGCUACAACAGGUCUAUGUGGCGUCCACCAAAGACUUGUACGAAGUCAUGAGGCUCGGCUCGAAGGCCCGUGUGGUGGCCAGCACCGGGAUGAAUCUAGAAUCCUCGCGAUCGCACGCUAUUUUCCAAGUGAAACUCACCCAGAGAUACACUAGUGACAACCGCACCGUCUCGGGGAACUUGUUUCUUGUGGAUUUGGCGGGGUCUGAGAAGGUUGGAAAGACGCGCGCCACCGGGAUGGUGCUUGAGGAGGCGAAGAAAAUCAACAGUUCGCUCAGCGCAUUGGGCAACGUCAUUAACGCCUUAACAGACCCCAAGGUGAAGCACGUGCCGUACCGCGACCUGAAGCUCACGCGGAUCUUGCAGGAGUCGCUAGGGGGGAACUCGCGCACGUCACUCAUUAUCAACUGUUCGCCGUCGUCCUGGAACGACAUAGAGACUCUUUCCACGUUGCGGUUUGGGGCUAGGGCCAAACGCAUCAAGAACCACGCCCAUAUCAAUGCGGAGGUUAGCCCGGCAGAGUUGAAGAAGAAAGUUUUGGCGUUGGAGGAGCAGAACGGCCGGCAUUUGGCGUAUAUUGCAGACUUGGAACGGCAGUUAGAGAGAGGGGUGGGAGGGGAAGUCCCGUAUAUGGAGGUGCAUGCCCAGGUUGACGACUUGCAAACGACCAAUUCGAUCCAGGCGAUGCAGGUGGGAGAGUUGAAGGAGGAACUAGCGGAGAAGGUGGAACGUGUGCGAUAUUUGGAGCAGCGGAACGACGCUUUGAUCGAUGAGAACUUGCAGUUGAAACAGGAUUUGGUGCAGUUCAUUGUGGGCCAAAAUGCUUCCCCGAGAUCGGAGUUAGAAGUUCAAUCCCAGGUUUGUGGGCUGCCAGCGCAGACUGGUUUGUGUGCGAACAAAGUGCAACACAGCACAGAGAUUCGGGAAAUGACAAAACAGGCGGGCGAUUUAAAAAGCGGACUGGAAAACAACAGGGGCGAUCCAAAGUUGGGCAGUGAAAAUUUGAAGACUGUGGGUAAUUUGCGUGCGAGGGAAGCCCAGUUCAAGGCGGACUUGCAGGCCAAAUCGCCCAAAAAUGAUAAAAAGGGAACGCUAAACGGCUCUAAGGGGGGUGGACUCAUUGUGCAUUCUGAAGCGGUUGGGCUGGAAAUAUUCUUGAACACACCCAUUGUUGAGGUUCCCUCCCCGUCAAAAUCAAAUUCCAUACCCAAUCCCCCCUCCAACUCUACAAUCCUUUCGCCGGCCGAUACCCGUAAAGUGCAACACUUGGAACAGGCGCUCGACAAGUUCUGUCUCAAACUCGAGGAGAUGGAAGCCCAAAACCAGCGCUUGCGCAACGACAUUCUCGUGUCGCAAAAGAUCAGCGAAAUCCGCAACGAGCGUAUCCGCACCUUGGAACGUGUGUUGAAGGAGCAGCAGUUCCAUGUUUCCCGUGAAAGCGAGACGUUUGAACAGAAGUUGGGCAUGUUGCGCGACCGCUUGGAUGCCGUGAAGCAGUUUAGCAGGCCUGCAGUGAGUGCCAGCCGUCCCUCGAGCGAGCUAUUCACUGCUUUGAGUUUGCACGACGUGCCAAUUGGGGUUGAAAUGAAUGUCGCAGAGUCUCCGAGCGCCCAGCAGUAUGGCCUCUCGCGCAGCUCUAGCGCGAAGAAUAGCACCAAGGUAGGGCUAAACUUGCGGAUUGUAAAGCCGUUGAGAGGUGGAGGUGCCAAGGAGUAAUUUAUUUAUUCAUUAUUUUGUGCAGCGAUUCCUGUGAUGUUGUCAAGGUGUUGUAAUUAAAGUCUAGUAAAUUUAUAACCCGUCAAUGAAACGUGGUCGUGAACGUAGAUAUUUCAAUUUGCAUCAAGUUUUUAGUCCGGUC
Messenger RNA from Babjeviella inositovora NRRL Y-12698, 2806 nucleotides. RefSeq names its product Kip4p (gene KIP4). Gene Ontology annotation, molecular function: microtubule motor activity; microtubule binding; ATP binding. The transcript has a single exon. Gene Ontology annotation, biological process: microtubule-based movement; mitotic spindle organization. The record is from RefSeq and is a predicted model, not a curated record. NCBI's taxonomy places the organism in Eukaryota, Fungi, Ascomycota, Pichiomycetes, Serinales. Bases 181 to 2664 code for a protein of 827 amino acids.